AUAUAUUUACGUCACUGUCAUGGCGACCUACGGAGGCAGUUUUGAAAGUACAGGCAACAUUAGCGCCCGAAAAGAAAUUAAAAGGAAAGCUAGGGAAGAAGUUAUUCAAAAGGCCAAAGAGAAGUAUGACAAGGAGGAGAGACGCGAGGAGCUGAAGAGGGCCCGUGGCGAGGACACCUGGAUGCUCCCCGAUGUCGACCUGAGGCUGCAGCAGCUGGACCAGGAGAAUACAAGCAUCAAGCAGAAGAAAGAGAAGAAGUCCAAAAAGAGCAAAAAGGAAAAGAAGGAGAAGAAGAAAUCCAAGAAGGAGAAGAGAAAAACAGCUCAGGAUGGAAGUUCCUCUGACGGCUCUGAGGCUUUUGAGGGGGAGUGGGUGGAAGCUCAGCCGACGGCACCAGAGAAAGCCUGGAAGAUCUCCAGCGACGGCAAGCCCACCAGCGCCAGCGCCCCCAGCAACCCAGCUGCCAGCGACCAGAGAGACGAGUGGAUGACUUUUGACUUCCUGACUAUGAAGACCGAGUCGACGACCGAUCGCCGUGCGGAGAGAGAGCGACAGAAGGAGGCAGAGAAAGAGAAGGAGCGCGUCAUUGAGCAGGCUGGCCUUUCCAAACUGGAGCUCAACCCCUUCUGGAAGGAUGGGGGAAGUGGCCUGCCCCCGGAGGAGGCUGCUCCAACUGGACCUAAAAAAGCAUUGGUUAAUGAUGGUGGCCUGAGCUGGCUUAGGAAGUCUUAUCAGCGAAUGACGGAGCAGGCUGAGAGAGAGCAACGAAGUCUGGAGGAAGUGGUGGCAGAGAGAUACGGGUCCAUGCAGGAGUUCCAGAUGAAACUACGGGAGGCAGAGGAGUUGGCUCAUCCAGGGAGAGCAGGAGGUGGAGGAGAGAGGGGGUUUGGCGGGAAUCGGUGGAGGGGAGGCAACCAUCGAUCGGCAAACAGCUGGGAGAGAAGGCCGCCCCCUAUGGACUGGGACAGGGACCGCAACCGGGAGAGGGACAGAGAUGACGGCCGAGGACGAGACCAUGACCGGGAUGGAGAUCGGGAGAUGAGCAGAGAGGGGGACAGGGAUGGACAAGGGAGACGGGACAGAGAGAAUGACUGUGGCCGUGCCGACAGAGGACGGGGAGGGAACAGGGCCUACCAGAGAGACUGGCGCAUGGACAGAGACGGGGAUAGAGACAGAGAUGACAACAGGAGGGACAGAGACGGGGAUAGAGACAGAGAUGACAACAGGAGGGACAGAGAUGACAACAGCAGGGACAGAGACGGGGAUAGAGACAAAUAUGACAACCGGAGAGACAGAAAUGACAACAACAGGGACAGAGAUGACAACAGGAGGGACAGAGACGGGGAUCGAGACAGAGAUGACAACAGGAGGGACAGAGACGGGGAUAGAGACAGAGAUGACAACAGGAGGGACAGAGACGGGGAUAGAGACAGAGAUGACAACAGGAGGGACAGAGAUGACAACAGCAGGGACAGAGAUGACAACAGGAGGGACAGAGACGGGGAUCGAGACAGAGAUGACAACAGGAGGGACAGAGACAGGAGGGACCGAGAUGAACAGGCUGGUAGGAGCACUGACAGAGACCGAAGAUACAGGGACGACCCAGCAAGAGCCUCUCCUGAUGUCUCCCGGGCUCAGCAAGACAGCCUUCGGCUGGGUCGCGACCAGGGCCCUGCCUCCCAGAGCUCUCUGAAGGGACGGUUCCAGAAGCCCUCAGACAUGGAUGAGGACGGGGCGGGUAGGUCCAGCCGGGGCACGAGGCCCUCAGCCUCUAAGGCUCCAUCUGGCUUCAUAAAGCCCAGUGACGAUGAUGAUGAGCCAGCCAGCACUACAGCCUGGAGGAAGGGCAGCACUCAACCCAACUCACAGGGGAAACAGGAAGUGGAGAAGGACAUCGCAGCAGAGAAGAGGCCACAGAGUGAACCUAUGGCUCAGAAGACUAGUGCACUGGUAGAGAAAGGUCACAACAGCAAGAAACCCACAGAAAGCCCAUCAAGUUCCCAGAGUGAAGAAGAAGAAGAAGAGGAGGAGGAGGAAGAAGAGGUCCCUUUUCUGACUGACGAGGAGAUGAAUAAGCUGGGAGCCAAACUAAUCAAGGCAGAGUUAAUGGAAAACACGGCCCUGGCUGACAAAAUCAAAGCACAGCUGGAAGCAGCCCGUACAGCCAAGGAGAAGCGAGCUCAGAAACUGUCAGGAUUGCAACCUGGUAAACCCCAGAGCAAGGUAUCUGGUGGAUCUCAGGAAGCAGAGGAAGUGGUUCUCUUCAGAACCGAUCACUCAGGCCGUGCUUGGCCCGUUAACGCAGAACCCUCAGAGUCCAGAGGAGGACGUACGAAGAAGAAAGCGAUCGAGACCCACCAAGACGGGGAGCGCGUGCGCUAUUUCCAUGACGACGACCGCAUGGACUUGAAGGAGAUGGUGAGGAGGGAGAAGAUGAGCACGGCCCAGGACCAGAACGCCCUCUACUCACGCAUGGCUGCCAAGAUGAUGGGCAAGCAGGACGGGGACAACUACACGCUGGACGACAUGUUUGUGUCGGGCGCGGCGCAGCGGGAGCGCCCGGGCCAGGACGAGGAGCGCCAGCGCAGCGCCGCCAUCCACGAGACCCGACGGCUGGCGGCCCGCAUGGACAAGUGCCCCUUCUGCUUCGACAACCCCGAGCUGCCCAAGCACCUCAUCAUCGCCAUCGGGGCGAAGGUGUACCUGUGUCUGCCCAACAUGGUGUCUCUGGCUGAUGGCCACUGCAUCAUCGCCCCCCUGCAUCACCACUGCGCCGCCACCGCUCUUGAUGAGGAUGUUUGGACCGAGAUGCAGAUGUUUCGGCGAGCGCUGGUGAAGAUGUUUGAGGAUCAGGACCUGGACUGCGUCUUCAUGGAGACGCACAUGAACCUAAAGAAACGGAUGCACAUGGUGUUCGAGUGUGUACCGCUGCCUAAGGAACUAGGGGACAUGGCACCCAUAUACUUCAAGAAAGCCAUCAUGGAGUCUGAUGAGGAGUGGGCCAUGAACAAAAAGGUGGUGGAGCUGUCGCAGAAGGACAUCCGGCGUGCUGUCCCCAAAGGCCUCCCGUACUUCUCUGUGGACUUUGGUCUCCAGGGCGGCUUUGCUCAUGUCAUUGAGAAUGAGCAGAAGUUCCCUCACUACUUUGGAAAGGAAAUUCUUGGAGGAAUGAUGGACCUGGAGCCCCGGCGCUGGAGGAAACCCAUCCGGGAGAGCUUUGAUGACCAGCGCAAGAAAGUUCUGGAGUUCGCCCAGUGGUGGAAGCCCUUUGACCCCACCAAGACCAGCGACUGAAACAUUCCAGGCCCCUUAGCGUGAUGGUCCAUAGAAGAGACGAUAUAGGGGUUUUUAUUGGACAACGGGACUUCGAGAUAAGACCGGGGUGUUUGUCAUUUGUAAGCACUGUCUGGUCUCUCCUGAAGAGAGGACAGUGCAAAUAGGCCUUACGAUGAGGCCUCUCUUUUUCGUUUUGUGUGUAAAUGUGUCAGCAUAGAGAUUUCAUAUGGUAAGAUUCCCUUCAGCCAACACGACAUCAAAACAAUAAAACUUAAUUUUCCACAA
This is a messenger RNA of Clupea harengus (Atlantic herring), 3562 nucleotides long. It is a transcript of the gene cwf19l2, whose product is annotated as CWF19 like cell cycle control factor 2. Gene Ontology annotation, biological process: mRNA splicing, via spliceosome. NCBI's taxonomy places the organism in Eukaryota, Metazoa, Chordata, Actinopteri, Clupeiformes, Clupeidae. Gene Ontology annotation, cellular component: post-mRNA release spliceosomal complex. The record is from RefSeq and is a predicted model, not a curated record.